This is a messenger RNA of Lampris incognitus (smalleye Pacific opah), 2040 nucleotides long. RefSeq names its product protein tyrosine phosphatase receptor type R (gene ptprr). Gene Ontology annotation, molecular function: protein tyrosine phosphatase activity. The record is from RefSeq and is a predicted model, not a curated record. Gene Ontology annotation, biological process: protein dephosphorylation. NCBI's taxonomy places the organism in Eukaryota, Metazoa, Chordata, Actinopteri, Lampriformes, Lampridae.
AUGGUCUUCUGGAAGUCUCCCAGUUCUGUCACCAGUCCAGACUCCCGAGUCCACCUGCGCGUGUUCAGGACUCGCAAGUCUCCUCAGUAUCUGGCUGUGGAUGUGAGAAGACUAAACAACAGUCUUCUUCUGUUUCGGCAAGGUGUUGCUGCUGCACUGGGGGUUCCUGCCAGACACGUACACAUCAAUCAACUAAAUGAGAGGAAGAAUGGCAUUGAGCUCUUUGUGGUGUCUGAUAGGCCAGGGCACACGGAGCCCCGUCCAGCUGAGGAGGUCAUCCAAUCACUGAAUGUCCAGGUCCUUCACCGCAACUUGGGACACUUUGGCAUCACAGAGGUCUCAUCAGAGAAGAAUGUUCUUCAGGGCGAACAGACAGACCAUGUGUGGAGAAGACAAGGGCUGUAUGCCGUGGUCCUCUCCCUCACCAUCUUCAUCAUCAUCAUCACCUGCUUGAUGGUUCUGUACCGCCUUAAGGAGAAGGUCCAGCUUUCUGAUAGACAGCUCAAAGCCCGGCCGCUUGACCUCCACCUGGUCCCGGCUGCCUCCCUUGACUCUGCCCGGAGGUUAAAGGGCACCAGGGUCGCAGUCUCCAGAAGCAUGGUCCAGGCUGAGCUCCCACCGACCAGAGCCACACCUAUUCCCCAACAGCAGCCAAUCCUAGCCUGCCGUCGGCCAGCUCCUCCCACCACCUCGCUGUCAAGCCCCGCCCCCGUCGGCAACGCCAACGUACAAGCCCUCCAGGCGGCUGCUGCCCCGUCAAUCACCAAUAACGAGCUGAAGCCCUGCCCCUCCCCUUUCAGGAUGAAACCCGCUGCAGGACUGCAAGAGAGGCGUGGCUCUAAUGUAUCGCUGGUGUUAGACAUGUCAGCUUUGGGCUCUGUGGAGCCCCUCAGUGUUGCCAUGGUAACACCCAGAGAGGCAGCAGCCCGGGACUUCCUGCUUUCUGCUGGCCGGCCAAUGACUCGCCAGCAGCUCCGUGAUGUCAUCAGGAACACACACACGUUGCAUGCCGAGUUUGCAGAAAUUCCCAUGAAUUUUGUUGAUCCUAAGGAACUGGACAUCCCAAGCCAUGGAACCAAGAACAGAUAUAAAACCAUCCUGCCCAACCCUCACUCCAGAGUCAUCCUGAAGUCAAAGACAUCCAACGACCCUCUGAUCUCCUACAUCAAUGCUAACUAUAUACGGGGUUACCUAGGUGAUGAGAAGGCAUACAUCGCCACUCAGGGCCCCAUGGUGAACACGGUGAACGACUUCUGGCAAAUGGCAUGGAAGGAGGACGUGCCCGUCAUCGUUAUGAUCACCAAGCUGAAGGAGAAGAACGAGAAGUGUGUUCUGUACUGGCCGGAGAGGAGGGGGAUCUAUGGGAAGGUGGAGGUGGUGGUCAACAGUGUCAGAGAAUGUGAACACUACACCACACGCAGUCUCACACUCAAGUGUGGGAAUCAAACCCGUGUGCUGCAGCAUUACUGGUACACAUCAUGGCCGGACCAUAAGACCCCAGACUCAGCCCAGCCUCUGCUCCAGCUGAUGGAUGAGGUGGAGGCAGCUAGACAGACAGCCAGCGCUCUGGGACCUGUCAUUGUACACUGCAGUGCUGGGAUUGGCCGGACAGGUUGCUUCAUCGCCACAACGAUAGGCUGUCGGCAGCUCCAGCUUGAGGGAGUGGUGGACGUACUGGGCAUAGUGUGUCAACUACGAGCAGACAGGGGGGGGAUGAUCCAGACAGGGGAGCAGUAUGAGUUUGUCCAUCAUGCCUUGGGCCUGUACGAGUUACGCCUGUCCACCUCAUCCGGCCAAUGACCUGUCGCUGUCACAGGAAGCAUCAGCUUAAUUCCGGAAGUGCGCUAAUGUAGCACUUCCUCUGCUGUUAGUGGCUCGUACCCAGAGACUGACAUUUGUGAGUUUCUGAAGAAGAAGAAGAAGAAGAAGAAGAAGAUUUAAGGUUUGAUUUGCAGCCUGGACAGCCAUUAAAAACAGCUGAGAGAUGACCUACUGGCGGAAAAGGGAGAUUUAAACGUCUGAUUAUGGAAUGUAUACUUU